UGGGUGGGAACUUGGGCAGCACUUUUUUCCCCCCUCUCACUCUUUCCAAAACCCUAGGAUCUCGACUUUAAUCCAGAACUCUAUAUCUCAGACAGAAAUUUGUACCCAAGAAGGGGGAAGAUUGGCAAAUCUGAACUGGGAGUGUGAAUUUCCCGAAAGUUUAAAUCCCUCAGCACCUCAUACUUUACUUUCCUAUUCUUACUUUCUGAUCUUUCCCUCCAAGUGCUCUCUGGUGCCUCAGAUUUUUCUCUUUUAUCCCUCUUGUUCAGGUGCUUUUACUUUUACAGAAGGUAGGCAUCCUACCUCUAGUUACUCCUCACUCCCACCCCUUGCCUUUCUCAUCUAGCCAAACUGGUUUGUGUCAGCCACGCCCCCUUCUGAGCUUGUAGUCUCUUAAGGUGGUGACUGGCCACACCCAAUCCCACCCCUGGGCUUGGCUUGGAGCCCUGAGUCAGCUCCAUCUCCACCCAAGCCAAAUCAAACCUGAGCCAGGAGCGGAAACUCACAGUCCCUCAAGGCCUAUAGCCAGGUAAGAAUCCCUUUUCUUUUUCAUAUUUUCUCUGAGCUGAACUCUCUGGACACAUUCUCUCUGUGAUCUCUCUGUGAUGACACACUGUUUACCUCAUGAGUUCUUUCCACAUAGUCAAUCUAGCAGCUUUGUGGCACAUACUCUGCUUAUCUUGCUUUUUUCACCCUUUCUAUCCUUCGUUGUGUUGAGAAAGCUGCAUACGGACCGAUUUUGUCUAGGAUGUAGGGAUGUAGGAGAAUUGUUGGAUAUGAGGGUAGGAACAGGUGGUUAGAUACUGGAACUCAGAACUUGAGAUGGGACAUGAUUAACUAGGAGACCAUUAUGCAGGUUUCUGUGAGUAAUGAGGUCAUGCAGACUUAAUCUGUGUUAUGUGGCCUGGGUUAAAAGGAGGAGGCAGGGGUGAGCAUAGCAAAGGACACUCCCAAAUUGGGAAGAGAAGGGCUUUCUGAGGUUCAGUUUUCUCAGCUACAAACAAGAAAGCUUGAGAUGGGUGCUUUUCCCUUGUCCCCCAUCUCCAGUGCUGUGUUUUCACAUGGUAGAGCUGAUUUGCUUGAAGUGGUUACAAGGUCCCAGGUGCCCAUCUGAUCCUUUAGUAAUCAUAGCCUGUGGGACAUUUUAGGACCCUUUGAGAUAUAGUUUAAAAUCACUGAUUUGGAUAGUCUCAUUCCUAGCAGCUUCUGAGAUUUUGUUUUUUCUCCUGCUCAGUAUGCACCUGUUAUUUUGCUUCUCCUCACUUAAGUAAUGCAGAUAAUGCUAUGUUCACAUUGGCUUGCUUUUAAAGACUUGGAAUCUUAGGCUGAGAAAUAAGGGUUCUAAUCACACAUUACCUUCUUGGUCUGUGAGUCACUAGAGGUAUUCCCUGGUAAGGCAGCAUUCCAGAGAGUUGAGCUAAGUCACAAGGACUUCAUCAGAAAAGGGGUGGAGUCUGAGCAAGCCAGAUGAGGAGCUCAAUUGAGUUUACAGAUACCUUGACCAUAUCGCCCACAGGUGAUGGAGGACGAGGAGAAGGCAGUGGAGAGCUUGGUGUGCAACACGGAAGCUGCUCAUUCUCCAUCCCCCAUCCGUUGCUGCUGGCUCCGCCUCCGCUACUUGGCAGCUACUAGCAUUAUCUGUGGCUGCUCUUGCCUGGGAGUUGUGGCCCUUGUUUUUGCCAUCAAGGCAGAAGAGCGGCAUAAGAGAGGCCAGUUGGAGGAGGCAGUGCACUGGGGGGCCCGGGCCCGGAGGUUCAUCCUGGCCAGCUUUGCUGUCUGGCUUGCUGUUCUUAUUCUGGGCCCCUUGCUGCUGUGGCUGCUCUCCUACGCCAUCGCCCAGGCUGAAUGACCCUGGGUGGCCUCUGCUGAGUCAGUCGAGACCUCCUGGAUCCUGCAGUGCGGUAUUGCUAGGGACUGGUGCUAGCAAUGGUCCUUCCUGGCCAGGAGAAUGGUGCCUCUCAAAGGGUUUUGGAAGAACUUUUAGUUUUUAUAAAAGGAAGGAAGCAGCUGAGACAUAGGAAUAAGACCCGAUGAUGGGGGAGGUCAGCCUAGCCUACUCUGUACUUCCAGUGCCCACCACCCCUAUUGCCCCCAACCUCAUCCUAUGGGUCUUUACCCAGAGAGGCGGGGUUGGACACCAGACCUGAUUUUAUUAGAAAAAAUUUGUUUCAUAAUAAAAACUUUUUUAUUAGUGAAAUGCUCCUGUUUAAUUGUUCAUCCCAUGCUUUGCCCUGGGUCUUUGGUGAGAGCCAGAUAGGACAUCUAAUUAAGAGGAGAGGAUUGUUCUUUUUGCUUUGGAAAGACCCCAGCUUCUUCCUUCCACAUCAACAGAGACCCUGAAGCAGAGAGGAAGAGUAGUAGCAGCUGCUACUUAGUAUUUACUAUAUCCCAGUUGUGUUCUAAGCACUUUAUAUUUCCUAACUUCUUCAGUCCUCAAAACCCCUCACUAAUGGGUACCACUGUUCUCAUUUUAUUGUUGAGGAAACAGACACAGAUUACCCAAAGUCACAUAGGUAGUAAGGGACAGACCUGGGAUUGGACCCAGACAUUAUGGUUCCAUAGCAGAGAGAGGAGUGAAAGAAUUGGAUAACAAACUGCCAUCCUGUGUAUGAAGCUCUAUGGUUAUAAUGAAUUUUGAUCUUUUAUCUUGGCCCUCAUGGUACUAUUUUAAACAUUCUAAAACUGUGAAGUGUAUCUCAAAUACAGGAAAAUAUUCAGAAUAUACAGCUCAGUAGAUGAACACAAACAUCUGAAAAACCACUAUUCGGUCAAGAAAUUGAACAUUGCCAACAUCGCAAAACCUCCUUUUAUACCAUACCCUGUCUCCAUUCCUUCCUACGGGAAACUACAUUUUGAUUUCUGACAAUGUAGUUUAGCUUUGCCUGCAUGUGAACAUUGUAUAAAUGAAAUUGUGUUCUUUUUGUCUGUUUUUUUUAAUUUACCAUGUGAGAUUAAUCAGUAUUUGGUGUAGCUGUAGUUUUUAUUACUGUAUAGUAUCCCAUUAUAUGAAUAUAUUACAAUUUACCCAUUUUCUGUUGGUGGACUUUGGAAUGUUUUCAGUUCGGGGAUAUUAUGAAUCAUGCUGCUGUGGACAUUCUUAUAAGUGUCUCUUGGCGUACGUGUGCUCUAAGAAUGGAAUUUUUUGUUACUUCACUAUAACUCAGAGACAAACAGAAAAUCCAAAGGAAUUAGAGCUGUUGCACACUGAAGAGAGAGGGAGAGGUGCACACUGGUUUUCUUCAGUGCGCCAAAGUAUCCCAAGGGGGAAAGUGAAGAGAAUCCAUUGUUGUCCCAGAGGCUGGAAUAACAUUGAAUAGAAGCCACAUACAGGGCAGUGAUUCUUAGAUUUGACUUCACAUUGGAACCACCUGAGAGGCUUAAAAAAAAACUUAUGUCUCUGCUUUACCCCUUAGAGAUUUAAUUGAUGUCAAGUGCUGCCUAGGCAUCAAGAUAAUGCAUGUUGGAGAGGAUUUUUACAGAAUCUUUAGUAUAUGUGCUGCCGAAGCGAGCACUUACAGAAUCUUUAAAAGUUAAUAUUUGAAUAAUCAGCAGUAUCAUUUUAUUAGAUGAGAAUAUCCCAUUUCCCCAAACUGAUUGAAUGAG
Messenger RNA from Talpa occidentalis (Iberian mole), 3603 nucleotides. RefSeq names its product transmembrane protein 265 (gene TMEM265). The record is from RefSeq and is a predicted model, not a curated record. The coding region runs from base 1520 to 1849 and encodes 109 amino acids. Gene Ontology annotation, cellular component: membrane. The transcript is spliced from 2 exons. Lineage: Eukaryota; Metazoa; Chordata; Mammalia; Eulipotyphla; Talpidae.